CCGCGCGAUACCAAACUAUCGUUCGUCUUUCCUUCCUCAACCAUAAACAUACAGAGCGUUAGGCUCAUUCAAGAAACAUGUCCGCACAAAUCUACCCCGUUCAAUCCUACAAACCGGCACCAGCCAUGAGGCGGUUUCCUCUGGCAACUUCAGUCAAUCAGAACCAAGUUCCACAACAACCUCAGACGACACCGAAGAGACCUCAAGAGCAACAAAAACAGAAGCAACCAAAUUCUCCUCCUUUACCUCGACAAAACACCAAGACCGCUCCUCCUUCACCGCCACAGGUCAUUCGGGACAAAAGUGGUCAUCUACAGUUUCAGCGGCUGGGAUUCUUGGGCGAGGGCGGAUUUGCGAGAGUAUACGAAGUCAGAGAUGCUCGUGGCACGAGGGUCGCAUGUAAAGUUGUAACCAAGUCCUCCCUCAAAACCAAGAAGGCGAAAACUAAAUUAUAUGCAGAAAUCAAGAUUCACCGCUCUCUAGAACACCCCAAUAUCGUUCAGUUCCAGGAAUGUUUCGAAGAUGACGAGAAUGUUUACAUGACCCUCGAGUUAUGUACUAGUGGCUCCCUGAUGGAUUUGCUUCGGCGCCGCAAAAGAUUCACAGAACCAGAGGCACGUUUCUUCUCGGUGCAGCUCAUCGGGGCAUGCCAUUAUAUGCAUACACAUCAAGUUAUUCAUCGGGAUCUCAAACUGGGUAACCUAUUCCUGGACGGAAACAUGAACAUCAAAGUGGGCGACUUUGGGCUCGCUGCCCUAAUCGAAAACCCUGGCGAACGCAAGAAGACCAUUUGUGGUACCCCUAAUUAUAUCGCUCCCGAAGUACUGUUUGACACCGCCAAUGGCCAUAGUUUCGAGGUCGAUACUUGGUCUAUAGGAGUGAUUAUCUAUACCCUAGUGAUUGGACGACCCCCAUUCCAGACGAAAGAAGUCAAAGAAAUUUACACACGCAUCCGCGACAACGAUUAUGAAUUUCCUCCCGAACGCCCUAUUUCCGGUCAUGCACAAGCCCUUAUCCAGUCUAUUCUUACCCCACUUCCUCAGGAGCGCCCGGCUCUCCACCAGAUUGUCGAGGAUGCCUUUUUCACCCGAGGAACCUUUCCGCCUUCCAUCCCCAUGUCGGCUCACGACACAGCUCCAAAUUUCCGUCAUAUUACACGAGCCGCUAGCGAACUCAAUCUGAAGCGGGUCCGAAGGCAAGCGUUACUUGAUGAGGGCCAGAUCACCAGCAUUGCCUUGCCAAAGGCAGCGAGCGAUGAGGUUACGUCAACGCACGACCUCGGUGCUCGAAGCGUCAGCACCAGCAUCGCUCAACAGGAGAAGGAGUUCCAGAAAGCGGUUCAGCCAGGAUCACCUAUCUCUGCCCUUCUUAACUCAGCCAAACGACCUUUGCUUAGAAGCAAUGGUCCUGCGGGUAAUCUGAUAAAUGGAGGUGUCAAGGAAUCGCCCUUAUUUAGGAAGCUUCAAGCUGCAUCAACUGUUCCUUCUCCUCUCGGAAAAAGUGUAGCGAGAGCUCGAACGUCAGUCCGUGGCAGUGAAGAGGGUGUGGACCCUCAACCAACGGGGCCGUCAUGGGAAAAGGUGCAGCUCAUGAGGAGGAAGGAGCUAGAAGCGCAGAAGGCUCGGAUCGUAGCUCAGAUGGCACCAGUCCGAGAAGAGGAACGUGAAACUGACGACGAUCUCCAGCCUCCGGAAGUUGUCCAUCCUCUCAAGAAAGAAGUGAAGAGGUCAUCUGCCAGUGUUAAGGAGAAUCGUAUACCUGGCUCGAUUUCUGAGCCGAAAGUCAAGAUGUACGGUUUCGAUGCUGUUACUCACGUUCUUUCUUUGGCGUUCGAUGCCAAGGCUGCUGGCAAGUUGUUCAAGGAUCCUCGCGAGGACCCAUCCCUUCCAUUGCCUGAAGAGAAGGUGUUCAUAGUUUCUUGGGUGGAUUACUGCAACAAAUAUGGCAUGGGUUAUGCGCUGACCGACGGAAGCGUUGGUGUACACUUUAACGACAGCACAAACUGUGUGUUGAGCGCAGAUAAACGACACUUCGAUUUUAUCUCGGCGCGGCAAAAUGGUUCGGUGUAUGUCCGCAAGUCGCAUAGUGCGGACAACUACCCCGGAGACCUUGAGAGCAAGGUUUAUUUGCUGAAGCAUUUCGAGCAAUAUAUUAUGGAUCGCCUCUAUGGCCAGUUUGAUUACACGUUUGAAGACACACAAAAGACGAAAGGAAUGACUUGGGUGCAGAAGUACCUCCGCAUGAAACAUGUCAUUGUAUUCAAGAUGAGUCACGACGUUCUUCAGUUCAAUUUCUACGACCACUCAAAAAUCAUUCUAUCUUCGCAUGGAUUGUCCAUCAUCCAUAUAGACAAAAGCUACCAACUGACGAGAUGGACUCUGGCGAAUAUCAUGAAGAUAGCUCUCCGGGUUGCUGCAUAUCCCGGACGUCAUGGUCUGGACCCCGAUGCUGUCAAAUUCAACCAACGACUCGUUGACAAACUCAAGUACUGCAAGGAAGUACUAGUCAGCAUAAAAGCUGCAAGCAAGGAAGGCGGUGACCCCGCGGCAGAUGAACACGCCCGUAAGGUUAUUGCAGCUGCAGACAGAAAUGUUGUUGCCGAUAGUGACGACCGACGAGGAACGGCGGGUUUACGGUUAAGCACGAGGACCUCAAAGGCUUCAUUGCGGUAGGAUAUUGUUCAUAGUACACAUCGCUACUUCUGUUUGGCUACCAGCUUCCAGCAUUAACUUAAUGGCGAACAACAUCAGGUUGUUCAGUCGAGUUCCUCUUGUGCCCUCUACCUCGCUUUCCUGUCCUUUUUUCACGACCUUUACUUAUUACCACGAUUAUCAUUCAGAACACUCUGGCAUCCAGUUCACCAUCUGUAGCUGCAUAAUACACAGUCCAACCACUUCGGAACUAAGAAUCAGAAAGGCUUUACGCAUCGUUGAUCACAACCGUUCGCAUGUUUGACUAAACCGCUCAACCCGCGUCUGAGCGUCUGCAAGUAUCCAAAGCCCGUCCCUCGAAUAGGCAAUCGCACACUUUUCCCG
Molecule: messenger RNA, 3035 nt
Organism: Marasmius oreades (fairy-ring Marasmius)
Lineage: Eukaryota; Fungi; Basidiomycota; Agaricomycetes; Agaricales; Marasmiaceae
Exons: 8
Coding region: 78-2672 (864 amino acids)
Biological process (GO): regulation of cytokinesis; regulation of protein localization to mitotic spindle pole body; protein phosphorylation
Cellular component (GO): nucleus; spindle pole body; cytoplasm
Molecular function (GO): protein binding; protein kinase activity; ATP binding
Source: RefSeq, a predicted model, not a curated record